Messenger RNA from Dentiscutata heterogama, 324 nucleotides. The record is from the annotation of a GenBank genome assembly. Lineage: Eukaryota; Fungi; Glomeromycota; Glomeromycetes; Diversisporales; Gigasporaceae.
GAUCCUCAAUUAUGUAUGGCAUUGAAUAAAUUCUCAGCACGAUAUAAAGCUGCCAAGUCUCAAUCAAUUCUACGGUUGACUACUUUUCUUUAUGAUAUCAAUCGUAAGUCAGACUCUCUGACAUGUAUUAAAGAUAGCAAGAAAAUCCCUGUUCAGAUAGAAUCUGUAAAGCGAAGGAAAACUAAAGGCACAAGUAUCAAACGAAGAUAUUUGAAAAUUAAUAAUAAGAAUGAUCCACAUAGUAUUCCUAAAUACAAAGUAAAAAAGACAAGCAAAAAAGAACAUAAAUUAAGUAAAAAUAUUUUAAACAAUGUAUUGAACUAA